This is a messenger RNA of Knipowitschia caucasica, 738 nucleotides long. The record is from the annotation of a GenBank genome assembly. NCBI's taxonomy places the organism in Eukaryota, Metazoa, Chordata, Actinopteri, Gobiiformes, Gobiidae.
AUGUGGCACCCGACGCUGAUCGCGGAGGCGCUGUUUGCCAUCGCCAACAUCUUCAGCUCGUUACGCCUCAUCUCGCUGUUCACCGCCAACUCCCACCUGGGCCCUCUGCAGAUCUCACUGGGACGCAUGGUGCUGGACAUCCUCAAGUUCCUCUUCAUCUACUGCCUGGUGCUGCUGGCCUUUGCCAACGGUCUGAACCAGUUGUACUUUUACUACGAGACGACGGCGGCCGAGGAACCCAACAACUGCAAAGGGAUCCGCUGUGAGAGACAGAACAACGCAUUCUCCACGUUGUUCGAGACCCUCCAGUCCCUGUUCUGGUCCAUCUUCGGCCUCUUGAAUCUGUACGUCACAAACGUCAAAGCGAGACAUGAGUUCACAGAGUUUGUGGGUGCGACCAUGUUUGGCACCUACAACAUCAUCUCACUCGUGGUGCUGCUCAACAUGCUGAUCGCCAUGAUGAACAACUCCUACCAGCUCAUCGCAGAUCAUGCCGACAUUGAGUGGAAGUUUGCAAGGACAAAGUUGUGGAUGAGUUACUUUGACGAAGGCGGGACGCUGCCUCCUCCUUUCAACAUCGUGCCCAGUCCCAAGUCGGUGUGGUACCUUCUCAUGUGGCUCCACACGCGGCUGUGUGUGCGGGUGCAGACCCACGGAGAGGAUUCCCACAAGUGUGAGAACCUGCGAGAGUUCACGUUAGCCGCUGCUGUUUGGUUUGGCUCAUUAAACCUGUUGUGA